Arthroderma uncinatum is the source of this 720-nucleotide messenger RNA. RefSeq lists its product as uncharacterized. Gene Ontology annotation, molecular function: protein kinase activity; ATP binding. The record is from RefSeq and is a predicted model, not a curated record. NCBI's taxonomy places the organism in Eukaryota, Fungi, Ascomycota, Eurotiomycetes, Onygenales, Arthrodermataceae. Bases 1 to 720 code for a protein of 239 amino acids. Gene Ontology annotation, biological process: protein phosphorylation. The transcript is spliced from 3 exons.
AUGGUAACCUUCGAAGAUCCGGCCGUGCUUGGUGAUUUCAUGGAUUCCAUGUAUGAUCAGCCUAUGGAGUACAAAAUUGACUCCACAGGUCGACCGGUUUAUCGCUGUCACAAUGAUUUCGGGCCAUUGCGGAAACUGAGAAAUAUACCAAAAAUUGUCGACUUUGGCCUGUCUACAAGGCUUGAUGGGGAGGACGAUUCAGGCGUUUACCCGAUUCAGCCAGACCACUAUCGCGCGCCGGAGGUUAUCCUGGGCUGUGGUUGGAGGAUGGGUGCAGAUAUAUGGAAUCUAGGCGUUCUUAUUUGGGAUAUUGUCGAUGGCAAAGAACUGUUUCGCCAGGUACAUGAUACAAAAGGGAGCUACGAUGCUAAAACGCAUCUUGCAGAGAUGAUCGCUUUGCUUGGACCCCCUCCCCUAGCGCUGAUCUCAAGAAUUCAAUCAAUGGCAGGGUACAAAUGGCCAGAGUCUAUAAAACGGGAGGACGGCGAGCUUUGUGAAAGUGCAGCACAAUACUUUGGUGGCCCGUUCUUUGAUAAAGAUGGUAAAUUUCUGCAUGAGGACUUGAUUCCAAACCGAAAGCUUGAAGAUACACUCCCUUCCCUAGAAGAAAAGGAAAGAGAGAAUUUCCUGUCAUUUGCCAAGCUGAUGCUUGCAUGGCUUCCUGAGGAGCGAUUAGCGGCGCGUGAAUUGAUGGAACAUCCGUUUCUUCGACUGAAAUAA